Bufo bufo (common toad) is the source of this 2840-nucleotide messenger RNA. RefSeq names its product cyclic nucleotide gated channel subunit beta 3 (gene CNGB3). Gene Ontology annotation, molecular function: intracellularly cAMP-activated cation channel activity; protein-containing complex binding; intracellularly cGMP-activated cation channel activity. Gene Ontology annotation, cellular component: photoreceptor outer segment; intracellular cyclic nucleotide activated cation channel complex; plasma membrane. The record is from RefSeq and is a predicted model, not a curated record. The coding region runs from base 1 to 2481 and encodes 826 amino acids. The transcript is spliced from 18 exons. Gene Ontology annotation, biological process: monoatomic cation transmembrane transport. NCBI's taxonomy places the organism in Eukaryota, Metazoa, Chordata, Amphibia, Anura, Bufonidae.
AUGUUUCUACAGAAAGGGAAAGAAACAAUAAGAAGAGACCACACAGCAAUGAAAAAAUUUAACUUCAUAGCAAAAUUCCGUGAACCUCAAAAACAAGAUGGCGAAAAAUCGACAAAUGAGAACAAACCAGGCUCAUCCCAGGCCAAGGACAAACUCCUGUCCUGUACAGAAACGGAGAAGUUGACAGCAAGAAAUGAAAACCAAAUCUGUGAUGAAGGAGACAAAAAUAAGUGCAAGACGGUGGCCACUAGAACAAGACUAGGUGUCCUCUUCAGGGCUCCAUUGGUGAUUAACUGCAUGAAGGGGCUAUUUCAAGCAAAAAGAAAACUUAAUAUAGGCAGCUCCUCUGGACGUAGAAGAAACAGAGAAGAUGAGCCAAAUAUCACCAGCGAGUAUGCAGAAGUCCAAAUUCUUGACCUCAUUAAACGCAUGCGGGAAAGAACCAGCCAUUACAAGGAUAAAUUGGCUGAUGUGAAUGUUUCAUCGGCAGAGACAAGCCCUACAGCAACUCCAGCUAAAAAGAAACCUGCAAUACCCCUGCCACCUCCACCACAGCCGCCACCUCCUAAAGAAGAAGAAGCAAAGACUGAAAAAGAAAAGGAUGUUGACAAGCAAAUACAACCAGAAGCAGAAGAAGAACAUUAUUGUGAUAUGCUCUGCUGCAAGUUCAAGAAACGCCCAUUUCAUAAGUACUUUAACAAGUUCAAGAUACCCGACUCCAUUGAUGGUUAUACAAAUCCAUUAUAUCUGUUCUGGCUGCUUAUUGUCGCAUUGACAUUCAACUGGAACUGCUGGUUUAUUCCACUGCGAAUCGUAUUUCCAUUUCAGAAUGCCGACAACCUCUUGUACUGGAUGAUCAUUGAUUAUACCUGUGAUACUUGCUAUCUUUUGGAUAUGUUUGUGUUCCAGCCACGUCUCCAGUUUGUAAAAGGAGGUGACAUAGUGACAGAAAGAAAACAAACAAGGAAAAACUACUGGGAAUCUACAAAGUUCCGGCUUGAUGCAGCAUCUGUGAUACCAUUUGAUCUUCUUCUGUACAUCGUCUUUGGAUAUAAACCAUUGUUCAGAUUAAACAGAAUGUUAAAGUACAGCACAUUCUUUGAAUUUAAUGAUCGUCUAGAAGCUGUCCUCAAGAGAGCAUAUAUUUACAGAGUUAUCAGAACAACCGGUUACCUACUGUUCAUCCUUCAUAUUAAUGCCUGCAUUUACUACUGGGCUUCCACUUACGAAGGCAUUGGCAGCACCAAAUGGGUAUACGAUGGAAACGGCAACAUGUAUCUGAGAUGUUACUACUUUGCAGUACGGACUUUGAUCACAAUAGGUGGCCUUGCAGAACCUCAAACAUUAUUUGAAAUACUUUUCCAGCUCUUAAAUUAUUUUUCUGGGGUCUUCGUCUUUUCAAGUUUGAUUGGACAGAUGCGUGAUGUGAUUGGAGCCGCAACUGCAGGACAAAGCCAUUACCGUGCCAGUCUGGAUAAAACUGUAGGCUAUAUGAACAACAACAAAAUCCCCAGACAUGUUCAGAAGCGUGUACGGACCUGGUAUGAGUACACAUGGGAUUCACAAGGAAUGUUGGAUGAAUCUGAGCUCCUCGAGGAAAUGCCAACAAAAAUGCAACUGGCUAUAGCAGUGGAUGUAAAUUUGGCGAUUGUCAGCAAUGUGGAAUUGUUCAAAGGCUGUGAUAACCAGAUGAUUCAAGACUUGCUGUUAAAACUGAAAUCCAUUGUCUAUUUACCGGGAGAUUUUGUUUGCAAAAAGGGGGAGAUUGGAAGAGAGAUGUACAUCAUCAAGCAAGGUGCUGUACAGGUUCUCGGUGGACCAGAUGAUACGAAGGUCCUGGUUACACUGAAGGCUGGAGCUGUAUUUGGAGAAAUCAGUCUCCUAGCUGCUUCAGGAGGAAACCGCAGAACUGCUAAUGUGGUGGCCCAUGGAUUUGCAAACCUUUUCAUUCUGGAUAAGAAGAGUCUUAGUGAAAUUUUGGUUUACUAUCCAGAUUCCAAGAAGCUGCUUACAAAGAAAGCCAAGAAAUUGCUGAAGGAUAAAGGAAAGCCCGCAGCACCCACCGCUAUUAGGAAAGGAUUUGCCCACUUGAUACCCAAUAAACAGGAAACUCCUCGUCUUCUCAAAACUUUAAUGGCAGCUGCCGCUAACAAGCCCGGAUUCCGCUUAUUACACAAGGCGAAGCAGCAGCAGCAGAACGAACGGGAAAAACUAGCGGAUAAUAUGGCAAACGUGGCUACUGAGAAGAGUGCUGUGCCCUUAAAUCAAGGGAAACCGGAGAAAAGUGAGAAUUUGAAAGCACAAGAACCUGGCGAGCAAGCGCAACGUGAGGAGAAGAUGGAUAAUGUCAUCUCAUCCAAAACAGAUGUACCGGCGGAAGCAAAGAACAGAUCCUACAUUAUAAGCAUGUCUCCUUCAGCUAAGGUGGGAGAAGGAGAAGUUCUCACUGUGGAAGUCAGAGAAUCGGAAAAGAAAGCUUAGUUUCUGCGUGAAGGACUCUUCUUAUCAUCAUUAUACGGUAGUUUUAUCCUUUAUCUGAGGAUAUUCUUUACAUUGAAGGGGGUUCUCCAGGAUUAUAAAAAAAAAUGACAGCAGGGAGUAAGCUGAAAUGUUAAAAAAUAGCCAUUACGCACUUCUUAAAGGGAACGUGUCGUCACUGCUGUAGGAAAUGCUGCUGGAAGGCUGCAGUACUACUGCGAGCGCCGCUGCCUCCUCCAACAGCUAAAAGGCGUAGCAUGACCUAUCCAGAGGAUAGGGCAUCCGCUAUAAAGUCUCAUGAAACCCUUUUAACAGCAUUUAGAGACAGGGACAUAACUAGGAAAGACUGGGCCCCAUGGCAU